GAAUUGAUCCUAACAAAGAAUUUAUCACUGACCCAUGGCCAGAUCCUGUGACCUGAUAUAAAAGACAAAGGUUGCACCCUAUUCUUUAGUCACCCAUCUCUGUGUACUCCUGGGAACAAGCUUCAUUCAGUACUAUGGGCACUGGCCUGGGAUCAGCCUGGCUCCUGGGAGACCUCUCCAGCCUCCUAAAGACCUCACUUCUGUUGGGCUUGGUCCUACUGCUGCUGAAGGGAUCCCAGUUGUAUUGGCGGAGACAGAGGCUGCUUAGAACCUUCCAGAGCUUCCCAAGUCCUCCUGCCCACUGGUUCUAUGGGCACCUCCUGGAGUUUCAGAACAAAGAAGAAUUAAAGGUGACAAUAUCUUGGGUGCAGAAAUUCCCCUCUGCUUUUACCCGCUGGUUCUCCGGGUUCAUGGCGUUACUCCAAGUCUAUGAUCCUGACUACAUGAAAGUUCUGCUGGGCAGAUCAGAUCCCAAAGCUAACGAAAUCUACAGAUUCUUGGUCCCCUGGAUCGGGGAAGGGCUAUUGAUCCUGAACGGACCAGUGUGGUUCCAGCACCGGCGGUUGCUCACACCUGCCUUCCAUUAUGACAUUCUGAAGCCUUAUGUGGCGCUGAUGGCUGACUCUGUCCGAGUGAUGCUGAAUAAAUGGGAGAAGCUCAGUAACCAGGGCUCGAGCCUGGAGGUCUUUGAGCACGUCAGCCUGAUGACCCUGGACACACUCAUGAAAUGUGCCUUCAGCCACCAGAGCAACUGCCAGAUAGAGAGGAACGCUGAUGACUACAUCCGAGCCGUGCGGGAGCAGGGGAACCUGAUGUUUGAGCGGGUUCGGUACAGCCUCUAUCACAACGACCUCAUCUACUGGUUCAGUCCCCAGGGCUACCAAUCUCGCCAGUCUGCUCGUUGGGCCCAUGAGUACACAGACAAGGUGAUUAGGAAGAGGAAGCAGCACCUCCAUGAAGAAGGAGGCUUGGAGGCCGUCUUGAAGAAAAGACACUUGGAUUUCGUGGACAUCCUUCUCUGUGCCAAGACAGAGAAUGGCGACACCUUGUCGGACAAGGAGGUGAGGGCUGAGGUGGACACUUUCAUGUUUGAGGGGCACGACACCACCGCCAGUGGCAUCUCCUGGCUUUUCUAUUCUAUGGCCAUGAACCCCGAGCACCAGCAGAAAUGCCGGGAGGAGCUCAGGGGCAUCCUUGGAGACGGGACAUCAAUCAGCUGGGAGCACCUGAGCCAGAUGCCAUACACCACCAUGUGCAUCAAGGAAUCCCUCCGCCUCUAUCCUCCGGUCCCAGUCAUCUCCAGGAGGCUCAGCAAGCCCCUCACCUUCCCCGAUGGUCGUUCCUUACCUGCAGGAGCAAUGGUCUCUCUCAACAUAUACGCCCUUCACCACAAUCCCAGCGUGUGGCCGGAGCCAGAGGUGUUCGAUCCUCUCCGAUUCUCCCCAGAGAACUCUGCCUUCCGCCACACCCACUCCUUCCUUCCCUUUUCUGCUGGUUCCAGGAAUUGCAUCGGGCAGCAGUUUGCCAUGAUCGAGAUGAAGGUGGCUAUGUCUCUGACCCUGCUCCACUUCCACCUGGCCCCUGAUGACGCUCAGCCUCCAGAGUGCUUCCCCAGGGUGGUCCUCAGAUCCAAGACCGGGAUCCACCUGAAGCUGACGAGGCUCUGAGGAUGCCACCCUGAAGGAGGAAGAUGGCCGUCCUUCUCCUAAUCCCGCCCCUCGCCCCUCCCCCUCCCCUUCUCAACCUCUCUCCUCCCAUUCCCUCCUCCACUUCCUCCUCCACUCCCUCCCCUCUCUCCUCCCCUCCCCCAUUCCCUUGCCCCUCUCCCCAACCUUGACCUAGCCAGCCAGCCCUGCCCUGGCUCAGCUGGGGCUGGGGGGGUGUGUUUGUGUACCUAUCCUCCGCCCCACCUCCAUCCUCCUCUGUUUACCCACAAAUACUUUUAUCUGUAAUAAAAAUUCAAUCACCGGA
This is a messenger RNA of Dromiciops gliroides (monito del monte), 1971 nucleotides long. Its product is annotated as cytochrome P450 4A6-like. Bases 135 to 1667 code for a protein of 510 amino acids. The transcript has 12 exons. The record is from RefSeq and is a predicted model, not a curated record. Gene Ontology annotation, molecular function: iron ion binding; oxidoreductase activity, acting on paired donors, with incorporation or reduction of molecular oxygen; heme binding. Lineage: Eukaryota; Metazoa; Chordata; Mammalia; Microbiotheria; Microbiotheriidae.